AUGGCCGGAGCCCCCGAGAAAUACCAGUACGACCCGUCUCUCGCCGCUGCGGCCCUGUUCGCAGCAUUGUUUGGGAUAUCCACUGCUGGCCAUUUGUUCCAACUCAUCCAAACCAGAACAUGGUACUUCAUCGCCUUCUUCCUCGGUUCACUGUUUGAGGUGGUGGGCUACGCCGCACGAGCUGUCAAUGCUUCCGAAAACCCCGACUACUCAACGGUUCCAUUCAUCAUACAGACGCUUCUCCCGCUGCUGGGCCCGGCUCUCUUUGCCGCCUCCAUUUACAUGAUAUUGGGUCGGAUCAUCCGGGUUUUGGAUGGAGAGCAUCUCUCGCUUAUUUCGACCAAGUGGUUGACCAAGAUUUUCGUCUUUGGAGACAUCUUCUCCUUCGCCAUCCAGUGCAUUGGUGGUGGAGUUCUCGCUGGCGCAGAUAGCAAAAGCGCUCUGGACCGCGGCCAGAACAUCAUCCUUGUCGGCUUGGCGAUUCAAAUCAUCUUCUUCGGAUGCUUCAUUGCGGUGAUAUCCGUCUUUCACUAUCGGGUUCUCAAGAACCCUACGCGAACCAGUGUCACUACCCACCUGCCCUGGGGACAGUUUAUCUAUGUUCUCUACUUCACCUCUCUUCUCAUUAUGGUUCGAUCUAUCUUUAGGGUUGCGGAAUUUGCUGGGGGUGAGGGCAGCGCGCUUCAAACUUCCGAGGCCUACUUGUACUGUCUGGACACGGUGCUCAUGUUCAGUUGUUGUGUGGCGUUCAAUGUGUGGCAUCCCAGUCGGGUGGUUUCGGCCCAUGGACAGAAGGGUUAUGGGGACGUCGAGCUUGGGAGUUCGGCUACUUAA
Ilyonectria robusta is the source of this 834-nucleotide messenger RNA. Its product is annotated as RTA1 like protein-domain-containing protein. The coding region runs from base 1 to 834 and encodes 277 amino acids. Gene Ontology annotation, cellular component: membrane. The record is from RefSeq and is a predicted model, not a curated record. The transcript is spliced from 3 exons. NCBI's taxonomy places the organism in Eukaryota, Fungi, Ascomycota, Sordariomycetes, Hypocreales, Nectriaceae.